UUCGAACAAAACCUCCCAUCUCUCCCCCUCUCCUUCGAUCCUUUCUCUCCGAAGAAGAUUAGACGCUAUAACCAUUCUUCGAAACGAUGUCGCGUUCCCCGUCUUUGAGGAAAUCAUCGUGCCUUUCGCUGAGGUUAUCGAGAUCGUUAAGAUCACUUACCAAAACGAAGUCAUUGGGUAUAGUCUCCAUGGCGGCUGAGGAGGAGGCGGCUCAACUGGAUUCUUCUUCACCGUCAUCUCCUUCGGAGGAGGGUGGGGAAUCGUGGUCGACGAUGCUGCCGGAGUUGUUGAGCGACAUCCUAGGGCGCGUGGAGGCGAGUGAAGAUCAGUGGCCACUAAGGCAAAACGUCGUCGCCUCCGCCUGCGUAUGUAAGAAGUGGAGGGAAGUUACCAGAGAUAUUGUUAAGGCUUCACCUGCUUGUGGAAAAAUCACUUUUCCUUCUUGUCUUAAACAGCCUGGUCCCCGUAAUUUGCCAAACCAGUGUAUUAUAAAGCGAAACAAAAAGGACUCUACGUUCUACCUGUACCUUGCUCUUUCACCAUCAUUUACCGAAAUGGGGAAGUUUCUAUUUGCUGCUCGAAGAUAUCGACAUGGUGCUCAUAUUGAGUAUAUUAUAUCCCUUGAUGCUGAUGACCUAUCCCAAGGCAGUAACGCCUAUGUUGGGAAGCUAAGUUCAAAUUUUCUGGGCACCAACUUUACUAUCUUUGAUAGUCGGUCACCUCACAGUGGUGCAAAGCCUGCAAGCAGUAAAGCCAGUCGGAGAUUUGCAAGUAAGCAAAUCAGCCCCCAAGUUCCAGCUGGCAAUUUCAAGGUCGGUCAAGUAUCUUACAAGUUCAAUAUCUUGAAAUCAAGAGGUCCUAGGAGAAUGGUUUGCUUGAUAAAAUGCCCUUUGCCAGAAGAGAAGGCCGAUGACAAGCAUUUAGAUGACACCGAGAUGAAAAUGCCUGCGAAUGCUGCCUCUGCUCAUACAGUUUUGAAGAACAAAGCUCCAAGAUGGCAUGACCAUUUACAAUGUUGGUGCUUGAAUUUCCAUGGUCGGGUGACAGUAGCAUCGGUGAAGAACUUUCAGCUGAGUGCGACUGUAGACCCGAGCCAACCAGGAGGGAAAGGAGACGAGGAAACGGUUGUCCUCCAGUUUGGGAAGGUAGGGGACGAUACAUUCACCAUGGAUUAUAGGCAGCCCUUGUCAGCCUUUCUUGCUUUUGCCAUCUGUCUUACCAGCUUUGGUACGAAAUUGGCUUGCGAGUGAUUUUAUAUUGUUAUGUUACAUAUAUAAGUUUCAUGCUUACAAGAUUUGGUUUUGAUGGGACAAAGGCAAAUCAUGUAAAUGUUCCUAUUGUAUCUUAACAUUUGUCUGUAACUUUUGGCUGCAAAUAUAUUUAUCAUACAGUU
Messenger RNA from Hibiscus syriacus, 1393 nucleotides. RefSeq names its product tubby-like F-box protein 7. NCBI's taxonomy places the organism in Eukaryota, Viridiplantae, Streptophyta, Magnoliopsida, Malvales, Malvaceae. Bases 87 to 1250 code for a protein of 387 amino acids. The record is from RefSeq and is a predicted model, not a curated record. The transcript has 4 exons.